Messenger RNA from Mangifera indica (mango), 1168 nucleotides. RefSeq names its product ras-related protein Rab11C-like. Gene Ontology annotation, cellular component: endosome. The transcript is spliced from 3 exons. Lineage: Eukaryota; Viridiplantae; Streptophyta; Magnoliopsida; Sapindales; Anacardiaceae. Gene Ontology annotation, molecular function: GTPase activity; GTP binding. The record is from RefSeq and is a predicted model, not a curated record. The coding region runs from base 263 to 907 and encodes 214 amino acids.
AUUACGAUUAUUUAGAUUAUCAGGUAUUUUUUUGAACAUACCGAGUUUUGCUGGUUACGUCCCACAAUGAAAGCCGUUUUAGAUGCCUUUCCUUUAGUUAUUCUGAAUCCUCUCUCGGCCUGUGUAAACCAAACUAUGCUCUCUCUCUUCUCCCUUCACCUGCACCUCACUCACAGCAAUAUUUUCAAGAAACAAAACAUCUGAUUUCUGUAAUUACUUCCAUUUCAUGGUUUAAGAUAAAAGAUAGAAAGAGAAAUUAAAAAUGGCUUACAGGGUUGAUCACGAAUACGAUUCUCUCUUCAAGAUAGUAUUGAUUGGAGAUUCUGGUGUGGGAAAAUCCAACAUUCUUUCCAGGUUUACAAGAAAUGAAUUCUGCCUGCAGUCUAAGUCCACUAUUGGUGUUGAAUUUGCAACCAGGACUCUUCAGAUAGAAGGAAAGACAGUAAAGGCACAGAUAUGGGACACAGCUGGUCAAGAGAGAUAUAGAGCCAUCACUAGUGCUUACUAUAGAGGAGCCGUGGGUGCGCUUUUGGUUUAUGAUAUAACCAAGAGGCAAACCUUUGACAACGUCCAACGGUGGCUCCGUGAGCUGAGGGACCACGCCGACUCCAACAUUGUCAUCAUGCUGGCCGGAAACAAGUGUGAUCUUAAUCAUCUAAGAGCAGUUCCCACAGGAGAUGCAAAAUUAUUGGCCGAAAAAGAAGCUCUCUCCUUCCUGGAGACCUCAGCAUUGGAAGCCCUCAAUGUUGAGAAGGCAUUCCAGACGAUUUUGUUGGAUAUUUAUCACAUUGUUAGCAAGAAGGCACUGAUGGCACAGGAGGCAGCUUCCUCAGUCCCUCAAGGUACCUCCAUUAAUGUUGCAAAUCUCUCUGGUGAUGUCAACAAGGGAAGUUGUUGCUCUAAUUAGUAAGAUAUGUACAAUGUAUUCUUCUCCACAAGGAGGAGAUGAUAAAGACAAUUUUGUUACAAAUAUUCCUCUUAAGUGUCAGCAUGAAGGAAAAUGUAUGUGUGAAAUUAUUCUUUAUUAGCAUUUGUGGGGAUGCAAGGAUGAAGGAGAAAUUGUGAGCAAGAGUUUUUCUUCGUUGUUAGUACUAAAAUUAUCUUCUUUUGACCCUGUUUAUUCAGAUUCUUACAACUGUGCAAUAAAUCUUUUUUUUUCGUUUUUGUC